AUGCCUGACUUCUACUUCAAGUGCAAGUACUGUGGCGCGGUACGCCGCCAGAAUGUUUCGCGUGGCUACGGCAAUCUCGUCAGCCACUUGAAAGACAAGCACCCCGGCUACGAGGCUGAUUAUCUCGCCCAGGCCAGCUCCAUGACCGGGAACCUACACUCCUACGGCUUCGUGAGCGACAAAGUCGCGAACGUGUACCACUGGCUGGAGUGGGUGGUUGACCGCAACAUGCCGCUGUCUGAGGUGGACCACCCGCUCACGCGUUCGAUGUCGCGUCUCAAGCCCAUCUCCUCCAAGACGCUGAGAAAGUACCUCGCUGCCACGACCAAGGCUGUCGAGAAGGCCAUCGCUUCGGUGAUGCCGCCCGACUUUGGCGUCAUGUUCCACGGGUGGACGUGCUUUGGAGAGCAUUACGUCGCUGUUAUCGCCGUCUUUUGGCUUAACGGCGAGGUGCACUACGUGGUGUUGGCUGUAGCCCCUCUCGACGAGGCCGACCAAACGGCAGAGUCAUACUGUGCUUUCACUCGGAACAUUUUGGGUAGUUUUGGCCUAUCAGUGGAGGCGCUGAAGUUUCUGUGUGGCGACAACUGCGCCACCAAUCAGCGAACGGCUACGCUUCUCGGCGUUCCAUUGCGAGCUGAUGGCGGCGCUGCGCACCCCAAGAACCGCGCCGAGCUUAGACGACACACGGGUCUGGCGCCGCUGAGGGCGAACGCAACGCGGUGGAGCUCGACGUUCACGAUGCUGGAACGGUACGUGCUCAUCCGCGAUGAGAUCAAGCGCGUGGACGCCAUGUACGACCUGGUGCCAAAGUCAGCUGCGCAUCGCCGGAUUGUCGCGCUGACGGAGACACUCAAGACGUUCAAUAGCGUAUGCAAGAAGCUCCAGGAAGACACCCUCAGCAUGAGCGCCGUGCGCGUCCUCUUCGACAAGAUGGCGGAGAUGUUCCCCAUUACAAGUUCGUACCUGUCACCGGAUGCCAGCAUCAUUCACUCUCCGGUGUUUGAGAGAGCUGUCGUAAAGAUUGCUGGGAAGUGCGAAGCCGAGCUGACGCCAGAAGAACUGGACGCGGUGGCUCCGUUUGAGCUCAGCUCUGCGGCGAACGUACCCGCCGCCAGCACGCAGCAGCGCGCGCGCACGCGGACCCAAGCACGCAGCGGUCCCGAAGACUUCGCAACCGCGCUGCUGCGCUCCGACGAUGUCCCUGCGGAAGCUGGGCCACGCUACAGCCCUCUCGUCAGGGCAAUUCCACCGACCAGUAACCGCUGCGAGAGACUCUUCUCGCAGUGCAAACUUGUGAUGACGCCGCAGCGCUCGUCUCUCCUCCCUAUCAACUUUGAGAUGAUCGAGUUUUUGCGUGCAAACCGUAAGUACUGGGAUGCCCACACUCUAAUGGGCAUUGAAGUUGCUGAUGCUGAUGAUUAG
This is a messenger RNA of Phytophthora sojae, 1425 nucleotides long. RefSeq lists its product as hypothetical. The coding region runs from base 1 to 1425 and encodes 474 amino acids. The transcript is spliced from 3 exons. The record is from RefSeq and is a predicted model, not a curated record. NCBI's taxonomy places the organism in Eukaryota, Oomycota, Peronosporomycetes, Peronosporales, Peronosporaceae.